Molecule: messenger RNA, 1696 nt
Organism: Callorhinus ursinus (northern fur seal)
Lineage: Eukaryota; Metazoa; Chordata; Mammalia; Carnivora; Otariidae
Gene: SOX18
Product: SRY-box transcription factor 18
Biological process (GO): angiogenesis; positive regulation of transcription by RNA polymerase II; lymphangiogenesis
Cellular component (GO): nucleus
Molecular function (GO): RNA polymerase II cis-regulatory region sequence-specific DNA binding; DNA-binding transcription activator activity, RNA polymerase II-specific
Source: RefSeq, a predicted model, not a curated record
CGCCCGACCCCGAGGUGCCCGCUAUCCGCCCUCCGCGCUCCCGCGCUCCGUUCCGACCAGGCCGCGCCCAGCUGGAAUGCAGAGAUCGCCGCCCGGCUACGGCGCACAGGACGACCCGCCAGCCCGCCGCGACUGUGCAUGGGCCCCGGGACCCGGGGCCGCCGCUGAGCCGCGCGGCCUCCCCGCCGCCCCCGCUGCCCUCGCAGCGCCCGCCGCCCCCGCCUCGCCGCCCAGCCCGCAGCGCAGCCCGACGCGAAGCCCCGAGCCGGGGCGCUAUGGCCUCAGCCCGGCCGGCCGCGGGGAGCGCCAGGCGGCCGACGAGUCGCGCAUCCGGCGGCCCAUGAAUGCCUUCAUGGUGUGGGCGAAGGACGAGCGCAAGCGGCUGGCGCAGCAGAACCCGGACCUCCACAACGCGGUGCUCAGCAAGAUGCUGGGCAAGGCGUGGAAGGAGCUGAGCACGGCGGAGAAGCGGCCCUUCGUGGAGGAGGCGGAACGGCUGCGGGUGCAGCACCUGCGAGACCACCCCAACUACAAGUACCGGCCGCGCCGCAAGAAGCAGGCGCGCAAGGCCCGGCGGCUGGAGCCCGGCCUCCUGCUCCCGGGCCUGGCGCCCCCGCCGCCGCCACCCGAGCCCUUCUCCGCGGCGCCUGGUCCGGCGCGUGCCUUCCGCGAGCUGCCCCCGCUGGGCGCCGAGUUCGACGGCCUGGGGCUGCCCACGCCCGAGCGCUCGCCGCUGGACGGCCUGGAGCCCGGCGAGGCCGCCUUCUUCCCGCCACCCGCGGUGCCCGAGGACUGCGCGCUGCGAGCCUUCCGCGCGCCCUACGCCCCCUCCGAGUUGCCCCGGGACCCCGGUGGCUGCUACGGUGCGCCCUUGGCCGAGGCGCUCAGGACCGCGCCCGCUACCGCCGCGCCGCUCUCCGGCCUCUACUAUGGCGCCCUGGGCGCGCCCGGACCGGGCCCGUACCCCGGCCCGCUGUCGCCACCGCCCGAGGCCCCCCCGCCCGAGGGCGCCGAGACGCUGGGGCCCGCCGCCGACCUGUGGGCCGACGUGGACCUCACCGAGUUCGACCAGUACCUCAACUGCAGCCGGACUCGUCCCGACGCCGCGGGGCUCCCGUACCACGUGGCGCUGGCCAAGCUGGGCCCGCGCGCCAUGUCCUGCCCGGAGGAGAGCAGCCUGAUAGCCGCGCUGUCCGACGCCAGCAGCGCGGUCUACUACAGCGCGUGCAUCUCCGGCUAGGCGGCCGGCGGGGCCCGGGGCUUGCUCCCGCAGCUAAGCGCAACUGGAUUGCUGUGCACUCCUGCUCUGUCUCUCUCCCGCAGGCAGGCCUAGGUCUCCCUGCAAGGGCGGUUCCCACGUGUGCUGGGGCUUUUCCAGGAAGCCCAGGCCUAGGGCCUGUUGGCUGGCCCCGCCAGGGUUAAGUUUUUGAAGCGUCUAAUUCUUUUCUUGCAGUGUAUUUUCUAGAACCAGGCUGUAUUUUUUACUUUGCCUUUUUUUUAUAUACAUAAUACAACGUAUUUAAUUUUUAAUUAAACUUUUUCUUCCAAGGGGUUUUAGUGACCAAAAGCACCAAUGUAGCAAGGCUUUUUAAAUAUGAAGACUACCACUGUUUGUUUGCUUUACAGGAGAAGCAGGAGCUGGGUCGCCCCUGGGCCAGGCGAGGCCACAAUAAAGUGACUCGCUCUUUCCUCUGAA